GCCUCUCCCAGCGCAACCGACGCUUCCGGGGCCUGGAUCCCGGCUGUAGUCUUCCUAUAGGCGGCGCGGGAGGAACAAGUGGUUUGAGGGGCCGGGAGGGCGGAUCCCUUUCUCUCCCAAUGCGAGCAGUGUCCCGAACCCCCGUCAGACGACGGCUGCCUAGAGAGGUGGAAACGGUGGCUCGGGAACAUGAGGCAGUGUCUCCUCUUCCUCAGCAGCUUAGUUCCUUUCGUGCUGGCGCCGCGACCUCCGGACGAGCCGAGCUUCGGCUCCCCUCAGCGACUCGAGGAGCUUGACUCUUUGCUCUCGGACUACGACAUCCUCUCUCAGGCCAGCAUCCGCCAGCACUCAGUACGGAAGAGGGACCUGCAGGCCCCGACGCACCUGGAAACACUGCUGACCUUCUCCGCGCUGAAAAGGCAUUUCAGACUGUACUUGACGUCGAGCACUGAACGCUUUUCCCGAAAUUUCAAAGUCGUGGUGGUGGACGGCAAAGACGAAAGCGAGUACAGCGUCAGGUGGCAAGACUUCUUCAGCGGGCACGUGGUCGGUGAACCUAACUCUCGGGUUCUAGCCCAUAUAGGAGACGAUGAUGUUACAAUACGGAUCAACACAGAUGCGGCAGAAUAUAACAUCGAGCCACUUUGGAGACUAAUUAAUGAUACUAAAGACAAAAGAAUGUUGGUUUAUAAAUCUGAAGAUAUCAAGAAUGUUUCACGUUUCCAGUCUUCAAAAGUGUGUGGUUACAUAAAGGCGGACAAUGAAGAUUUGCUUCCAGAAGGGCUGAUAGACAGAGAGCCCCAUGAUGAGCGUGCUCCUCGGGCGAAGAGAAGAGCCGAGCCUCACCCCCUGAAGAACACAUGCAAACUGCUGGUGGUGGCCGACCACCGCUUCUACAGACACAUGGGCCGCGGGGAGGAGAGCACCACCACCAACUACCUGAUAGAGCUGAUCGACAGGGUCGAUGACAUCUACCGGAACACUUCAUGGGACAACGCAGGCUUUAAAGGCUACGGAAUACAGAUAGAGCAGAUUCGCAUUCUCAAGUCUCCACAAGAGGUAAAACCUGGUGAAAGGCACUAUAAUAUGGCAAAAAGUUACCCCAAUGAAGAAAAGGACGCGUGGGAUGUGAAGAUGUUGCUCGAGCAAUUUAGCUUUGAUAUAGCUGAAGAGGCAUCCAAGGUCUGUCUAGCGCACCUUUUCACGUACCAGGACUUUGACAUGGGGACUCUCGGACUAGCGUAUGUUGGCUCUCCCAGGGCAAACAGUCAUGGAGGUGUCUGUCCAAAGGCAUACUACAGCCCGACAGGGAGGAAGAAUAUCUAUUUGAAUAGUGGUUUGACCAGCACAAAAAAUUAUGGUAAAACCAUUCUUACAAAGGAAGCUGACCUGGUUACAACUCAUGAAUUGGGGCACAAUUUUGGAGCGGAACACGAUCCGGAUGGUCUAGCGGAAUGUGCCCCGAAUGAGGACCAGGGAGGGAAAUUCGUGAUGUAUCCCAUUGCUGUGAGCGGGGAUCAUGAGAACAAUAAGAUGUUCUCCAACUGCAGCAAGCAGUCCAUCUACAAGACCAUCGAGAGCAAGGCCCAGGAGUGCUUCCAGGAGCGCAGCAACAAGGUGUGCGGGAACUCCAGGGUGGACGAGGGGGAGGAGUGCGACCCCGGCAUCAUGUACCUGAACAGCGACACCUGCUGCAACAGCGACUGCACACUGAAGAAGGGCGUCCAGUGCAGUGACAGGAACAGUCCCUGCUGUAAAAACUGCCAGUUCGAGACUGCCCAGAAGAAGUGCCAGGAGGCCAUCAACGCCACCUGCAAAGGCGUGUCUCAUUGCACAGGUAACAGCAGUGAGUGUCCCCCUCCCGGGAAUGCCGAGGAUGACACCGUGUGCUUGGACCUGGGCAAGUGCAAGGAUGGGAAGUGUAUCCCCUUCUGUGAGAGGGAGCAGCAGCUGGAGUCUUGCGCGUGCAAUGAGACGGACAACUCGUGCAAGGUGUGCUGCCGGGACCCUGCGGGCCGCUGCGUGCCCUACGUCGAUGCUGAGCAGAGGAACCUGUUUUUGAGGAAAGGGAAGCCCUGUACUGUGGGGUUUUGUGACAUGAAUGGCAAAUGCGAGAAACGGGUCCAGGACGUCAUCGAGCGCUUCUGGGACUUCAUCGACCAGCUGAGCAUCAAUACUUUCGGGAAGUUUCUGGCAGACAACAUCGUGGGCUCCGUCCUGGUCUUCUCCUUGGUGGUCUGGAUUCCUCUCAGCGUGCUCGUCCACUGUGUGGAUAAGAAACUGGACAAGCAAUACGAAUCUCUGUCGCUGUUCCACCCCAGUAAUGUCGAGAUGCUCAGCAGUAUGGACUCGGCGUCGGUUCGCAUCAUCAAGCCCUUUCCGGGGCCACAGACCCCUGGCCGCCUGCAGCCGUUGCAGGCCGUCCCCGUGCCGCCAUUGGUGCCUGCGGCUCCGAAACUGGACCACCAGCGGAUGGACACAAUCCAGGAGGACCCCAGCACGGACUCGCACGCGGACGAGGACGGCUUUGAGAAGGACCCAUUCCCCAGCAGCAGCACAGCCGCCAAGUCCUUUGAGGACCUCACGGACCACCCGGUCACCAGGAGCGAGAAGGCCUCGUCGUUCAAGCUGCAGCGGCAGAAUCGCGUCGACAGCAAAGAAACCGAGUGCUAGCCCAGGGGCCGGCGUCCUGCGCGCUCCGACCUGCCUGAGUGGUAAAGUGUUCAUAGAUUUGAUCUAGAACCACUCACAGGUUUUUGUGAAGGUCUGGGAGGAACAAGAAGUGACUUCCAGCAGGUGCUGCUCGUGUGUUUGCCCUUUCCUGGGUGACCAGGUGCGGUGACUCUGGCUUGUCCGGAGGUUUUAGUGUUUGAAAUACCCUCAACCUGUGGUGCAAAAGCAGAACACACAGCUGGAUCACAUUGAAGUAUUUACGUUUUUGUAAAUUGACCUUUCAUGCUGGUGCCAGUGUGGAGGCGGAGACGCUGGCCUCCUCUCCGUGUGGUGUAGGGAGAUGGGGGCGCUGGGCAGGGACUUGUGAGGACAGCUGGGAUGCAGAAUACUGUAUUUUUUUUUUUGCCGACAAGACGGAAAAGGGAGCUGUGUGUUCUUUGUGAAGUGGGGGUUCUGUCUCUAGGGCAACCCAGAGCUGCCACCGGCAGGGAGGAGGACACAUCUCCGUUUAGGAGUAAUUUGCAUCCAUGUUUCCAUAGAAUUCUGAGGUUGGUUCUUUCUAGAACUAAGUCACUCCAAACAGUUUACAGUGAGAGUCCCAAAUGUAGCCAGGCGAAUGACAGAAUCCUGCCCCCUCUUUAGGCCCUAACUUGCGGGGUGGUUUGUUUUGUAAGUAUUUUCAUGUGUUUCUAAUACUGUUGCUUAAAAAACUCACAAAACCUAAACUACUUCAGAGUAAGAGUACAGCCACCUGUUUUAAACACUAGUGGCCCAGGGGGGAUGGGGUGCCCCUCGUGGGCCGACUUUAAUUCCACACAGUGAGUCUGAAAACCCCCUGGAGUCGGCCUGCGAGGGGCCGUUUGUGUUGUUCCUGCUUUAGUGCCUCGGGUUCUGGACGGUGUGCACUUACCGUGUGAGGAAGCCGCCAUCAGAUGAGAUGGAAUCCCGAUUUCCCCCCGUGACAAGUGGUGUCUCUUUUCUAAGGAUGUUUGUUACGCAGAUACCUGUUACACUAAUACUUGAACUUGUACUUUGUGGUAUUUGCUGUCUUUUAACUAGUUAUGAUACUCUCGUAUUUUGGUUACACGUUUGGAAUCGGAUGUCAGGUGUGUGGGUGUGUGUCUGAGAGGGAAGUAGUUCCCAGCUGAAUGAAAGGAAAUCAUUUUUUUUAUAAAACUCACUUUUUAAAAAGCGGAACCGGCU
Artibeus jamaicensis (Jamaican fruit-eating bat) is the source of this 3876-nucleotide messenger RNA. It is a transcript of the gene ADAM17, whose product is annotated as ADAM metallopeptidase domain 17. NCBI's taxonomy places the organism in Eukaryota, Metazoa, Chordata, Mammalia, Chiroptera, Phyllostomidae. Bases 190 to 2673 code for a protein of 827 amino acids. The record is from RefSeq and is a predicted model, not a curated record. Gene Ontology annotation, cellular component: plasma membrane. The transcript is spliced from 19 exons. Gene Ontology annotation, biological process: Notch signaling pathway; membrane protein ectodomain proteolysis. Gene Ontology annotation, molecular function: metalloendopeptidase activity.